AUGACCUCCUGGCGCGGUGAAGCAUCUGCUCCGCUCCCUUGCACCAUAGAUGCAACAUCUUGGCUUGCCAUGGCUCUGAUACCACUUGUUAGUCCCUGCCUGAACAUGCUCAGAGGGUUUAACUGUUCCAUGUAUGAUGGCAAUCAUUGGUCGACCACAUCAGACAGUCUUCUGGUUUCCAUUCAAGAGAAGAUAAAAUGGGCAGAUAACAUGGCUGAGAUGGACAAGAAGCACAGGGAGGAAAUAGAUGAGAGGGUGGAAGAAGUGAGGAAGACACUGUCCUUGAAGGUCGACAUUGACUUGCGAGGGCAUGAGGAGCUCUUUUCUGAACAUGGUGGAGUGAUGGACUUUGACCAAGACCGUAAUCGACCCAAAAGGAGACGACACCCCAUGGGCUGA
Messenger RNA from Striga hermonthica, 399 nucleotides. The record is from the annotation of a GenBank genome assembly. NCBI's taxonomy places the organism in Eukaryota, Viridiplantae, Streptophyta, Magnoliopsida, Lamiales, Orobanchaceae.